CACGAGGCGCAGCGAGGCGCAGCGAGGCGGCCGCUCCUAUCGGGCGGAUCGGACGCGGGAUUUGGGGUUCGGAGCCCCUUGGAGGAGCAUGUCUCCCCUCGGCGACGACGACCAGCAGCACCAGCAGCCCCGCCGCAAAGCCGAUUACGCGGCCGACACUUGAGGAUAAUUCGGGCGCCGCCUGCGACAGCGUCUGCGACAGCACCUCAAAGGACUACCGAAGAGAGGCCCGUGGCGGUGCCAUGGACAGGCCCCAUGUCAACAACAACAACAACACCAUGAGCACCACGGAGGACAUGUCGUGGAUCCUGAACGCGAGCCAGAACGUGGACCCCGACGUGCUGGCCAGCUUCGCGCGCAACCGCGACCUGGACGACCCGUUCUUCUUCACCUUCAUCGUGCUGUACUCGGUCAUCAUCUGCUUCGGCGCGGCCGGCAACGGGCUGGUGGUGUGGGCCGUGGCCCGGAAGCGCUCCAUGCGCACCGCGCGCAACAUGUUCAUCGUGAACCUGGCCGUGUCGGACCUGCUGCUGUGCGUCGUCACCAUGCCGCUCACGCUCAUGGAGAUCCUCACCAAGUACUGGGCGCUGGGCCGCGAGGAGUUCAUCUGUAAGAUGCUGGGCACACUGCAGGCCACCAGCAUCUUCGUCUCCACCAUCUCCAUCACGGCCAUCGCCCUGGACCGCUACCAGGUGAUCGUGUACCCGACGGGCAACAACAUCCAGAAGGUCGGCGCCAUCGUCAUCUCCGUCAUGAUCUGGGUGGUGUCCCUGCUGCUGGCGAGUCCCCUCUUCAUCUUCCGCACCCUGGAGGUGCACCACGUGGUGGACAUCGGCACGCUGGCGUACUGCAUCGAGAACUGGCCCGUGGCGGACGGGCGCGCCUACUACUCCAUCUUCUCCCUCAUCUUCCAGUACAUGUUCCCCAUCGUGAUCGUGACGCUGGCCUACUCGCGCAUCUGCAAGAAGCUGCGCUACCGCUACGUCAACUCGUCGGCGUCCAAGCGCAACGCGGGCCUGCCCGUGCCCUCCAACACCACCUCCAGCGCGCCCCCCGCGCCGCGGUGCCCGUUCGCGGCGCCGGCCGUCAAGGACACCGUCAAGGACGCCGUCAAGGACACGCAGCCGGCCGCCGUGCCCGUGGUGGUGCGGCCGAAGGCCAAGGACGACCGGCGCAUCAAGCGCACCAACGCCCUGUUCAUCUCCAUCGCCCUCAUCUUCGGCAUCAGCUGGCUGCCGCUCAACGUGUUCAACCUGGUCAUGGACACGUACUCGGGCGACCUGUUCGGCCACAACCGCCAGGCCAUGCUCAUCACGUACGCGGCCUGCCACAUGAUGGGCAUGUCGUCGGCCUGCACCAACCCCAUGCUGUACGGCUGGCUCAACGAGAACUUCCGCAAGGAGUUCAAGGAGAUCCUGGACGUGGCGUGCCGCGUGCUGUGCUUCUUCCGGUCGGUGGGCGCGGGCGGUGCGGGUGGCGCCGGGGCUGGCGGCGCGGGCGGCGGCGGCCUGGCGUUGACCGGGGCGUCGGGGCGGCUCCGCGGCGGCCACGGCCUGGGCGGCAAGCUGCUCAAAGACUCGAACCGCCUGCAGCCGUCCGCGUGCCGCGAGAUGACCAACGGGCAGGACAUGACCACCAGCCUGGUGCACGCCGACGAGACGACCAGCUUCACCAACGUCUUGUAGCGAAUGCGUCGUCAGCGUCGCCGCCGCCAGGGCCCCGGCGGGCAGCAGCAGCUCGAGCUGCUGGUGCUGGAGCCGACGGCCGGUGUGCCGGACAGCCAGGUGUGACCCGCGGCACCCGCCAUCUCCGCGCGACUCGAAUCACUUCCUGGAGGCCCUGGAGCUGGUUAGGCCUCCGCCACGCGCACGGCCACGCACGGCCAGCGCGCUAAUUCCGUCACGCGCUCCAACCGAUGAGCCAGUCACGUGAGUGCCCGCCAGCAGAGGCGUCACUCUGUCUCCGUCCCACUGGCGGCCCGUACCGAAGGGACGCGAGAGAGGCAGAGCGACGCCUCGGAGCCACCCGGCUCCUUCGCGGGC
Molecule: messenger RNA, 2042 nt
Organism: Thrips palmi
Lineage: Eukaryota; Metazoa; Arthropoda; Insecta; Thysanoptera; Thripidae
Product: neuropeptide F receptor-like
Exons: 3
Coding region: 243-1685 (480 amino acids)
Biological process (GO): G protein-coupled receptor signaling pathway
Cellular component (GO): membrane
Molecular function (GO): neuropeptide Y receptor activity
Source: RefSeq, a predicted model, not a curated record